AUGUCUUUUGGCUUCUCAAUAGGGGAUAUCAUCCUUCUCAGCCAAUUAGCGUAUAACCUCUACGCGAGCAUCAGCUCUGGACGGCAGGCAGCAUCGCGGGACUUGAAAGAGCUCGAGGAAGUGCUGUUCAGUUUGAAGUGCGCCUUGGAUCACCUCGGAGAAGUUUCGAACGAUGUCCUUGCGCGGCCAGGUUUCCGUUAUGGCGGGUCAGGGUUUAAAGAGAAGCUUGAUGUGAUGAUUAACUCCUGUGCUUCUACGCUACAAGAACUAGAUAGCGUGACGAAGAAGUAUCGUGAUGUCGAGAGUAAGGCGGACAAGGGCAAAUCGAAACUACGCACGCUGGAAGACGUGAAGAAGAGUAUCCAAGUCAACUGGCAGAGAGUGCGAUGGGACUACGAGAAGCAGUCUUUGCAAGAGUAUCGGGAGAAACUUAAGUCGCAUACCGAUGCGAUAAACCUGCUGUUGACCUCUGUGAUCUGGGCGAACACUGCAUCCGCAUACGCAGAUAGUAAGAAGAAUCAUGAAGUAACGCAGUCCUUGUUAGUAGAUGUACUGCGUAACCCAGCUGCAGAUGAAAGAUUUCGAGCUAUGGUACAAGAGAUACACGCGAUACUCACACGACCGACUCCCGUAACAGAAGUCGUCGAGAUGGCUACAAUACAGGGUACAGCAUUGUCCUGUAAGCAGUUAUGUACGGAUACCUGUUCACCGAGUGGCUUAUCAGUCUUUGAGUCUUCUGGCCCUGUCGCGAAACAAGGAAGAAAUUUGCCUUCAGUGGCGAUGUAUGCCGUCUCGGAUCUACCAUAUACAACGUCAACGGCGAAAGCAUACGUCGGAGCGGUCUCAAAAGGAGAUUCAACGCAAGGAGCCGUGCAUGCUACGUCUUGGAAAAGUCAGGCAACUGAUGAAAGCGAAUUUUGUAAGGAAGAUCUACAAGGCCACAGCGAGCUGUCAGUCGCUACUGUCAAGCUCAACAAUGAACGCCGUGCUUUCGGAGCAAAAGAAUAUCAAGCUUUUCUGCGGCAACACGCACAGCUGAAGAGAGUUCCGAAGCCAUCUUUCCUGACGGGUAUCAUGCCCACCAGCCAGGAGCUCCAAGCUUGUAUACCCUACAUCUUUCAGUCGACGGUGGAAGGCAAGCAGCAGACGCAGGAGCUGAGGAAUGAGAUCGAUCGUUGGACUGAGGGAUUUUCUCGCUUUGUCAACCACAAAGCGCCCCCGAGAGAGAAGGACGAAUGUUUCCUGAUGCUGUUGGGGGCGCUAAAUGAGGCAGUGGAAAACAGCUCUAGAGGGACGCGACAGCUAUUCUACGAGAUUUCGGACUCUUCAGGCUUCGCAACUGCUUUGGACCAAGUACAGACCACAUCGAAGAGCGUGCGGGUGAUGAAAGAGAUUGAGGAGUUCGAGGAUGCUAAAGAAGAAUGGGAGAAGCAAGAGCGAGUUCGUUGA
This is a messenger RNA of Alternaria burnsii, 1449 nucleotides long. RefSeq lists its product as uncharacterized. Bases 1 to 1449 code for a protein of 482 amino acids. The transcript has 3 exons. Lineage: Eukaryota; Fungi; Ascomycota; Dothideomycetes; Pleosporales; Pleosporaceae. The record is from RefSeq and is a predicted model, not a curated record.